This is a messenger RNA of Photinus pyralis (common eastern firefly), 1747 nucleotides long. Its product is annotated as trypsin-1-like. Lineage: Eukaryota; Metazoa; Arthropoda; Insecta; Coleoptera; Lampyridae. The coding region runs from base 400 to 1659 and encodes 419 amino acids. Gene Ontology annotation, molecular function: serine-type endopeptidase activity. The transcript has 7 exons. Gene Ontology annotation, biological process: proteolysis. The record is from RefSeq and is a predicted model, not a curated record.
GUAUAAAACGACAGUCUUAAAAAAUGGUGUAAACUGUUCGCUGUUAAUUAGGUUUGUAAUUAUUCGUGUCCAUUUUUAAUCUCCCCGUUCGAUAUCCCGUUACAUUUAAUUCGUUUUUGACGCGGUCUCAAAGAGAAAGUCGUUCCGAGGAGAUACAUAAAUGCAGACUUUGCUAAUUUUAGCAAAUCUAAUUAAUUGAGUAAAUUAAGGUGACAUUCAUUUCGACGAACUCUCACGUGAUUUGUUUGAUACGAUCCAAGCAAGUUAAUAAGUCUUCAUUCCCGUUCUUAACCACCUAUUUACCUACUUAUAAAUAUCGUAUUAACUUCGCUGCUCAUCUUCGCAGUGAUCAGAACAUUUCUUAAACGUGUCGCGGUACCAUCACCCAAGAUUUCAAUAAUGAAAGGGCGCAUGUGUAUAUUUUUAUUCGUGCUAGUCAAUAGUGUACUGUCAAGAGCCGAGGAUGAUCCGAUAUCGGAACCCAAAGUAGGCGUGGAUCCUAUUACGAAUAACUUAAAUGGCAAUUCGAACAGCUACGCAAAACCAACAACAGAGCAGGUCGAGUUCGAACCAGGAGUACCUCCAGGUUGGUCCAAAUUGCCUAGUAAAGCCACUACCAAACGUCCGCGUCGUACUUACAAAACGACCCCAUUUCCUCUUGGGCCAUCAAAACUCCCAAUUUAUAAUGAAGAGCAGACUAUAACUGACACGAAACCCGUAGGUCAACCAAGCUCCACUACAUAUCCUCCGGGUGUUUCACCACCACAGCCCACUAUCGUCGACGGCGGUACAGGAGGUGUUGUCGAUUGGGUUUUAAAUGCACUUGGCAUUAAACCUAAUGAUAAGCCGAAUUAUGGAAGCGCCAAUAAUGUAGGAAUAGCAAACGAAAAUGUUAGGUGUCCCAAAUGCGCUUGCGGUUUAACAUACAAGCACAACAGAAUUGUGGGCGGCGUAGAGACUCAAGUAAACGAGUAUCCUUGGAUGGUGGUAUUAUUAAACAAUAAUCGGUUUUACUGCGGAGGAUCUGUGAUUAACAACAAAUUCGUAUUAACGGCGGGGCAUUGUGUUAAUGGGAUCUCCAAAGAAAGACUUCUGGCCGUAUUUCUCGAUCAUGAUCGAUCAACUUCUCAGGAAACUAAAACGUUCUUUAGGCGCAUCACUAAGAUCAUCAAUCACGGAGCGUACGGAAUAGGCGCAUCAUACAAUAAUGACAUCGCGCUACUAGAACUGGAGCAUCCCAUUAGCUUUGAUGGAAUUCUUAAACCAGUUUGCCUACCGUUGGCAGGAAAGAGUUAUUCGGGGCACACAGGUAUUGUGACAGGGUGGGGAGCAACAGCGGCGCAAGGAAGCGUCUCCAACAAACUGCGAGAAGUGCGAGUUCCUAUUCUAUCUCAUGAUGACUGUCAAAGAACCGGUUACGGAAAGAGGGUAACAGAAAAUAUGGUAUGCGCCGGAUACCCCCAAGGUGCAAAGGAUUCUUGUCAGGGAGAUAGCGGUGGUCCAAUGCAUGUGGCAAACGGAACUCAUCAUUUUGUAGUUGGAAUCGUUUCAUGGGGAGAGAGUUGUGCAAAACCCAACUAUCCAGGAGUUUACACUAGGGUUAAUCGAUUUUUGAGUUGGAUACAAGGAAACACAAAAGGUGCCUGUUACUGUUCCUAAGCAGUUAAUGUCAUUUUUGCCAGAUUUUUUCAUUUUGUCUUUUACUAGUCUUAUUACCCUUUUUUUAAUUUAAUUUGCGUUUUAUUGA